AUGCCGACCAACGCGAACCGGCCCUUCCUCUCCAACUUCCUCGCCGCCUUCCGCGCGCAAUCCGCCUUCCAAAGCGCCGCGCCCUCUCCUCCUCCGCCUUCCUCCACCUCGACCAAAUCCACAACAGCCCAGUCCGCAGCCUACACCACAUCAUCAUCCCCAUCAGCCGCCGCCGCCGGCUCCCCCUACGACCAGACAGCGUCGCGGACAACCACAACAACAACAACAGCCAAGCCCAACAACAACACAGCAACCGCCGCCGUCUCCGCCACCACGCAACAAUCCUCCUUCUCCCCCUACGGCAAAUCCCCCAAUUCGCCCGCCGGCACCCCGCCGCAGAGCAGCUACGCCAGCAACAACAACAGCAACUACAGCUCCAACUACAACAACGGCGCCGCCUACCCAAACGCCGGCGGCUACCCCAUCCCCUCGUCCUCGUCCUCGCCGUCGCGCCACCGCCGCGGCUCCGACAGCAGCUCCGACGGCGGUUUCCGCGAGCGGACGGGCAGCGCCGGCGGUGGCGGUGGUGCUGCUGCUGCGAUGCCCGAGAAGUGGUAUAUUGGUGGGAGGACGCCGGGCGGGGAGGAGAGGUUUUACAAGCUGGGCAUGGUGAGGAGGAUGAGGAGUAGCGAUCGGUUGAGUUUGGAUAGGCUGAGUUUGUGA
This is a messenger RNA of Diplodia corticola, 663 nucleotides long. RefSeq names its product tprxl protein. NCBI's taxonomy places the organism in Eukaryota, Fungi, Ascomycota, Dothideomycetes, Botryosphaeriales, Botryosphaeriaceae. The transcript has a single exon. The record is from RefSeq and is a predicted model, not a curated record. The coding region runs from base 1 to 663 and encodes 220 amino acids.